Molecule: messenger RNA, 1771 nt
Organism: Spodoptera exigua (beet armyworm)
Lineage: Eukaryota; Metazoa; Arthropoda; Insecta; Lepidoptera; Noctuidae
Source: the annotation of a GenBank genome assembly
CGAAAACAGGAAAUAGUUUCCGAAUAGCUGGCAACAUUAAUUAAAAAAAAGUUCUACACGUCAUCUCGGUGUGUUGGCUGUCAGAUUCGCAGAUUGUAAUUAUUUUAUGAAAAUUGAGAAUAAAUACACUAAAUCAAAAUGGUGCUUAUAGCGGCUACAGUAUGUACGAAGUCAGGAAAAGCAUUGGUUUCCCGUCAAUUCGUAGAGAUGACGAAGGCACGUAUCGAAGGAUUGCUGGCUGCCUUCCCCAAGCUCAUGACUGGAGGUAGACAACACACCUUUGUGGAAACUGAGUCUGUCAGAUAUGUGUAUCAACCGCUGGACAAGCUGUAUAUGCUACUCAUCACAACUAAAGCCAGUAACAUCCUUGAGGAUUUGGAGACAUUGCGCUUGUUCAGCAGAGUGGUCCCAGAGUACUGCACCCAGCUGACAGAGGCUGAAGUACUGAACCAGGCGUUCAACUUGCUGUUUGCAUUCGACGAGAUUGUGGCUCUAGGCUACAGAGAGAGUGUCAACUUGGCACAGGUACGGUCAUUUGUGGAGAUGGACUCCCACGAAGAGAAGAUUUACCAAGCUGUGCGUCAGACACAAGAACGCGAGGCCGCUAACCGCAUGCGUGAGCGCGCCAAGGAGUUGCAGCGAGAGAGGCUGGAGGCCGCCAAAAGGGGCGUGCCCACACGCAGCCAGAUGUCCUUUGGAAGCAGUUUCGGCAGCUCCAAUAUGUCAUCGUCGGCGUCCACUGAACCUAUCGCUGAGAAAAUUCCCACUACGCCUGCGCGAGAAACAGCCCGGCCGGCGGGUCGCUCGGCCAUGAAGCUGGGGGCCCGCGGUACGGACACGGAGUCGUUCGUGUCGCGCCUGCGCAGUGAGGGCGACGCUGUCUCCGCCGUCGCCGCGCCCGCCAAACCUGACGCAGCUAAGCCACCCCCGCCCGACCAUAAGGAUGUACACUUACGGUUCGAAGAGCGCCUUACUCUAGUGGCAGGCAGAGACGGUGACGUACAGAACUUUGAACUCAGCGGUCUUCUUACACUGCGUAUCAGCAACGAGCAGUACUCGCGUAUCCACGUACACGUCGAUAAUCAAGAUCCAAGGCCGCUGCAACUACAGACUCACCCCAACGUGGAUAAAGAGGCAUUCCGUGCGAACGGUGUGAUUGGACUGAAGCAGUCACAGCGCGCCUUCCCCCUGCAUAGCGACGUUGGGGUACUCAAAUGGAGACUCAAUUCUAACGACGAUAAGCUAGCUCCGCUUUCCGUGAACUGCUGGCCGUCAGAGGGCGCUGGCGGUGGGUGCGACGUGAACAUUGAGUACGAACUGGAACACGACCAUCUCACGCUCAGCGAUGUACACAUACACAUCCCAUUACCCUCUGGCAACACAUCGGUGAUAGUCCACCAAUGGGAGGGUAGCUACACGCAGAAGGGACGCACCCUCAUUUGGAGCAUACCCAUCAUCAACAAACAUCAGAAAUCAGGCAGUCUUGAGUUCACGGUGACUCCAGCAGUACCCAACGACUUCUUCCCCCUCACGGUGACCUGGACAUCUGACACUUCUCUAGCCCUUCUUAAAGCAACGAAGGUCACAUACGCUGAAGACAACACACCGGUGGACUAUUCCCAGGAGAUCAGCUUCCACCCGGACAAGUAUGAAUUCGUUUAGAUACAACUUAGCUUAGUAUGCGCUUUAAUGACUAGAAUUACAGUGGUGACUCGGUUAUUGGUAGAAAUAAAACGCAGUGUUGCCAGUUAAAAAUUAAUUAUGGUAAUUG